This is a messenger RNA of Papaver somniferum (opium poppy), 1153 nucleotides long. Its product is annotated as ras-related protein RABE1c-like. The record is from RefSeq and is a predicted model, not a curated record. The coding region runs from base 187 to 837 and encodes 216 amino acids. NCBI's taxonomy places the organism in Eukaryota, Viridiplantae, Streptophyta, Magnoliopsida, Ranunculales, Papaveraceae. Gene Ontology annotation, molecular function: GTPase activity; GTP binding. The transcript has 8 exons. Gene Ontology annotation, biological process: protein secretion; regulation of exocytosis.
CAUCACCUUUGAGUCUGUGUUAAGGAGAGAGAAAGAGAGAAAUAAAUCUUUCUCACUUAACUUUUCCUUCUUCUCUUCUCAACCAGCCCCAGCCAGCCUUCUCGAUCUGAGACUUUUUAGACAGACAGAUUGCGAAGCCAGUUUUUUCUCGGUGGUGAUCUGAAAACCGAUCAGCCGGAUUACGAGAUGGCAGCAGCUCCGGCGCGUGCUAGGGCUGAUUAUGAUUACCUGAUUAAACUUCUUCUCAUUGGUGACAGCGGAGUCGGGAAGAGUUGCCUGCUAUUGCGUUUUUCUGAUGAUUCUUUUACAACUAGUUUUAUUACAACAAUAGGGAUUGACUUCAAGAUUAGGACCAUCGAACUUGAUGGGAAGCGAAUUAAACUUCAAAUAUGGGAUACAGCUGGUCAAGAACGUUUCCGUACUAUUACUACAGCAUAUUACAGGGGAGCCAUGGGUAUUCUUCUGGUGUAUGAUGUCACUGAUGAAUCUUCAUUUAACAAUAUCAGGAACUGGAUAAGAAACAUUGAACAGCAUGCAUCUGACAAUGUAAACAAAAUACUGGUGGGAAACAAAGCUGAUAUGGAUGAAAGCAAGAGGGCCGUACCCACGUCAAGGGGUCAAGCUCUUGCCGACGAAUAUGGAAUCAAGUUCUUUGAGACGAGUGCAAAAACAAACUUCAAUGUGGAGAAUGUCUUUUUUUCUAUUGCUAGAGAUAUAAAGCAAAGACUCGCUGAAACUGAUUCCAAAGCUGAGCCCCAGACCAUAAAGAUCAGUAAACCAGACCCAUCGAAGGGAUCAACAAGUGCUCCUGAAAAAUCUGCUUGCUGUGGUUCUUAAAUAAGUACAGAUAGAAAAGGUCGCUCCAGAUAUCUCUACAGCGUGAAUGAUCAGUAAAUGAAUGUUUGUAUUUUUCAUUUACCAAGUGCAACUAGUUCUUAAUGCGUGGGCGGUUCUCAUUUAUAGUUCUUCACAGUAACUGGUCAUAUUCAAAACUUAUAACAGAAGUUUGAAAAGCUUUUAUUCAUCAUCUUGUAAUUCAAUUAUUAGGAUUUUACUAAUUAGCUUCAUGUUAAUGGAUACUUUCAUCCCCGCCUAACAACUAAAUGAGCAUAAAUGGGAAGACUAAUGACGGGAUAUGAUUCAAACUUCGUUA